Messenger RNA from Gracilinanus agilis (Agile Gracile Mouse Opossum), 1719 nucleotides. It is a transcript of the gene PLN, whose product is annotated as phospholamban. The record is from RefSeq and is a predicted model, not a curated record. The transcript has 2 exons. NCBI's taxonomy places the organism in Eukaryota, Metazoa, Chordata, Mammalia, Didelphimorphia, Didelphidae. Gene Ontology annotation, biological process: negative regulation of ATPase-coupled calcium transmembrane transporter activity; negative regulation of calcium ion import into sarcoplasmic reticulum; negative regulation of heart rate. The coding region runs from base 611 to 769 and encodes 52 amino acids. Gene Ontology annotation, molecular function: ATPase inhibitor activity. Gene Ontology annotation, cellular component: sarcoplasmic reticulum; membrane.
AUAUCACUUAUAUUUGAAAUUUUUACAAAAUAGAAAUAUCUCUAAACUUGUGAAUUUUUACAAUAUGUAAAAUAGCUCUAAGUCAGGGUGAGAAAUCCUUUAAAAGCUUUCUGAACUUUAAAAACAAAACAAAACAUUGAGUGCUAAAAAGGCACUGCCUUAUCUCAAGAACCAGCCUUAUAGUCGGCUGUUUCCUUUUUUUUUUUUUUUUUAAGUAAAAUAUCAAAUGCUGAUGACCUUUACUUAACUAAAGUAAUACUAAUCACAGUUCAAGUGAGUUUGGUUGGAUAAUCUCACAAUGUUGAACUAUAUGAUAACCAAUCACAACUUCUGACAUCAUGAGUCCUCCCCUUGAAACUUAUGAGUUUUUCCCUUUCUCCACCUACUUCAACUGUUCCCACAAACUUGGUGACACUCAAAAAAGUUGCCAGCAAAAUACUAGGAUUUCAGACAACUGAGGACAUAUUUCACUACAUGUUCACAAUUAUCUGAACAGCCAAGGUGAAAAUUCUACAUUUAAAAAAGAUCAAAUAUUCAAAGACCAACAUCCAUAUUUUUUUAAAAUCUGAACAAUUCAAAGCCACAAACACCUCUUUGCCUUCCUAGUGUCAUGGAGAAAGUCCAGUACCUCACCCGCUCUGCCAUAAGAAGAGCUUCAACUAUUGAAAUGCCCCAACAAGCUCGUCAAAAUCUCCAGGAACUCUUCAUAAAUUUUUGUCUUAUAUUAAUAUGUCUGUUGCUUAUCUGUAUCAUUGUGAUGCUUCUCUGAAGUUCUGAUACAACUUCCAAGUCCACUCUCCUUCAAUGUAGAUCUAAAACCUAUUAUGCAAAAAGGAAAAAAACUGAAACUGUACAAGAAACCAAUUUUCUGGGUAUAAGAAUAUUCCCAUGAAAAAGAUGCAAAUGAUCAACUGACAUAUUCUCCUCCUGCUGGAUCCUUUAAACUUGGGAAACAUUUCUUUGAAGAAGUUAUUUACAACGAGCAAUAGCUUAAUUAUGCAUGAUACAAUUGUGUUUUUUUAUUAGGAACUGCUUACAAGAGGCUUUGUUUUCUAAAUCACAUUUCGGGUCAAAUUCACUUUAUAUUCAAAGUAACCAUUGCACUGUUUUGGGGAUCGAAUUUGUAUUUUAUUGUUAUACUCAUCAGAUAUUAAAAUUUUCAGUGUUGACAAUAAUUACCAAAAUAGCAAUUCAAAAUAAUACUUCACCAAAACUGAAGCUUUUUAUAAUCACUUCAACUUUAAAAUAUUCACAAAAAUUUUAGGUAUACCUUAGGGUUUUUUUUAGUUAUUGUUUAAAAAUCACACAUUGCUGAAGUUAAAAAUAAAAAAACUAGAUUUUAUCCUAUACUAAAUUUCACCUUCAUCUAGAGAAGAGGUAAAAGAAUAUAAAGAAAAAUGCAUAUCCCUAAAUUUACCUUAUAUUAAAAAGUUUUCUAUUACUUGCAGCUCCAGUUAAUUCAUCAUGACUACUUCAUUCAAAUUAUUAAGUCAAUCAUAUCUAUUCUCCUUCCUAAGGUAUUAUGUUCUGGUAGAUAAGGGGAAACAAGUCAAUCUGUGAGGGUGAUUAGCCUUGGCAAAGGAAAUGUUCUUCAAGGCAGUUCUGCCUAAAAUUGAGACAUAAGAAAUCUUUAUUGAGCACCACUUUAUUUAAGACACUAUAGUGACAUUAAGGUCCAGAGGUAGACAAGACAGAGAUGCUUUUUCAUGUGUUCUUUUG